GUUUGCUCCUCCCACGUGUGAUACAGGAGCAGCUCUCCGUCGCAUGUGGUUCAACUUUGAGCCAUGACUUUAGAAGAAUGAAACAUUAAAAACAAGGCUUCGUGAUCCUCCAACAUGUUGUUCUCUAAAGAAGUGCCAUGGAGGCGCUUAGAUGGCAUGUCGUUCGGCAUGUACUCCGCCGAGGAGAUCAGGAAGUUAAGCGUGAAGAACAUCACCAGCUCCAGAUUCCUGGAUGCAGUUGGGAAUGUGGCUCCAAACAGUCUUUAUGAUCUGGCCCUGGGACCUGCAGACAACAAAGAGGUGUGUUCAACGUGCUGUCAGGACUUCAACAGCUGUCCAGGACACUUUGGGCAUGUAGAGCUACCACUUCCUGUAUACAACCCGCUGCUGUUUGAUAAACUCUACCUGCUGAUUCGUGGUUCCUGUCUGUCGUGUCACGUGUUGACCUGUCCCCGAGGUGCCAUCCACCUGCUGGUGAAUCAGCUGAAGCUGCUGGACCAUGGAGCCAUGCAGGAGGUCUACCAAGCAGAUCAAGUCCUUAACCAGCACUUAGAGGAGAACCCCAAAGCUACUGGAGAUGAGAUCGAGAAGGUGCUCAGGGAGUUUACCAACACAGUCAUCGAAGGAAGCACUACAGGUUCCCAAAACACCAAACCGAUUAAACAUCUUGUUGACAAAAAAAACAGUCUUAUAACCGACUUCUGGAGGAUCCACAUGAAAAUUAGGAAGUGUCCUCACUGCAGGGGCGGCAGGUUCACAUUACGUCGUGAACACAACAGUAAGCUGACAGUCACUCUGCCGUCAGCCCCAAAGACCGGAGACAACACUGAUGAGGAUCUGAUGACUGGAAAGAGAGUCUACCUGACAGCUAGUACUGCACGGGAACACACCAACAAACUGUGGGCGAAAGAAGGUGUCUUCUUGAAGUGUCUGUUCCCCGGGCUGGAGGGGGAGGUGGUUUCACAGGACAGGGAGAAUGGUUUCUACCCAGAUGUCUUCUUCCUGGAGCUGCUGGCAGUCCCACCGUGCAGAUAUCGUCCAAUCAAUCGGCUGGGUGACCAGAUGUUUACAAACGGCCAGACAGUCAACAUGCAGGCCGUCAUGAAGGACUGUGAGAGCAUCAGGAAGCUUCUGGCUCUCAUGGCGGGGGAGAAUACUACACCGGAGGAGGAGGCUCCAGAACACACGGACCAAACCUUUCUGGCAGGUAUCCCCGGGCAGACGUUGACAGAUAAACUCUACAACAUUUGGGUUCGACUACAGACGCACGUGAACAUCGUGUUCGACAGCGACAUGGACAAACUGAUGACUGAGAAAUACCCAGGAAUACGACAGAUCCUGGAGAAGAAGGACGGAUUGUUCCGGAAACACAUGAUGGGAAAACGAGUGGACUAUGCGGCACGUUCUGUCAUCUGUCCUGACAUGUACAUUGAGACAAAUGAGAUAGGAAUACCGAUGGUGUUUGCCACAAAGCUGACCUAUCCUCAACCCGUCACACCCUGGAACGUGAAGGAGCUCCGUCAGGCGGUCAUCAACGGACCCAACGUCCACCCCGGUGCUUCCAUGGUGGUGAACGAAGACGGCAGGAAGACAAUCCUGUCACCCGCAAACCUUGCACAGAGAGAGGCUGUGGCCAAGCAGCUGCUGACGCCCUGUCCCGGUCCACACAAGAUGCCCAUGAAGAUCGUGAAUCGUCACAUAAAGAACGGAGACGUGUUGUUACUGAACAGACAGCCAACCCUGCACAGACCCUCCAUACAAGCCCACUGUGCAAGGAUCCUACCUGGAGAGAAGGUACUGAGACUCCACUACGCCAACUGUAAGGCCUACAAUGCUGACUUUGAUGGAGACGAGAUGAACGCACACUUCCCUCAGAGCGAGCUGGGCAGAGCGGAGGCCUACACGUUGGUUAGCACCAACCAGCAGUACCUCGUCCCAAAGGAUGGGAAACCUUUAGCAGGUCUGAUCCAGGACCACAUGGUGUCAGGCACCAGGAUGACGAUCCGCGGCUGUUUCUUCACCAGAGCGCAGUACACAGAGCUGGUGUACAGAGGACUGACAGAUAAACCGGGCCGGGUCAAGCUGCUGCCGCCGGCCAUCCUCAAACCACAGCCGCUGUGGACAGGGAAGCAGGUGGUGUCGACGCUGCUGCUGAAUGUACUCCCGGAGAACGCUGUUCCCCUCAACCUGGUCGGCAAGUCCAAAAUCCCCAGCAAAGCCUGGAUCCAAGUCCCGCCCCGAUCUGCCCCGGGGUACAGGCCUGACAGCAUGUGUGACUCACAGGUGGUGAUCCGUCAUGGCGAGCUGUUGGUGGGGGUUCUGGACAAAGCUCACUACGGCUCCUCGGCCUACGGUCUGGUGCACUGCUGCUACGAGCUGUACGGAGGAGAGACCAGCGGCAAGCUGCUCAGCUGCCUGGCUCGCCUCUUCACGGCCUACCUGCAGCUUUACCGAGGCUUCACUCUGGGUGUGGAAGACAUUCUGGUGAGACCGGGCGCCAACAAGAGGAGAAGGAAGAUCAUAAAGGAGUCACUGAAGAUCGGCACCAAGGCCCUCCAGGCAGCUUUCAACCUGCCCCCCACUGUGGAUCAAGCUGAGGCCAGGAGCCGCUGGCAGGACGCUCACCUCAGCCCGGACCAGAAAGACUUCAGCAUGGCCGACCACAAGUUCAAAGAGCUGGCCAACCAAGUGAACAACGAGAUCAACAAGGUGUGCAUGCCCCUCGGACUCCACACCUCAUUCCCAGACAACAACCUGCAGCUGAUGGUCCAAUCAGGAGCCAAGGGGUCAACUGUAAACACCAUGCAGAUUUCAUGCCUGCUGGGUCAAAUCGAGUUGGAGGGUCGUAGACCUCCUCUGAUGCCUUCUGGGAAAUCUUUGCCCUGCUUCCAGCCAUACGACCCUUCACCCGGGGCAGGGGGCUUUGUUUCAGGACGGUUCCUCACAGGCAUCAAACCUCAGGAGUUCUUCUUCCAUUGUAUGGCGGGAAGAGAGGGAUUGGUGGACACAGCUGUGAAGACCUCAAGAUCAGGAUACUUACAGAGAUGUGUCAUAAAGCACCUGGAGGGUCUGGUGGUUCAGUAUGAUCUGACGGUGAGGGACAGCGAUGGAUCUGUGGUCCAGUUCCUGUACGGUGAAGAUGGGCUGGAUAUACCUAAGACCCAGUUCCUGCAGCAGAGACAGUUUCCCUUCAUCGAGGACAACUACGAGGUGAUCAAGAGGUCGCAGGGCCUGGACAGCUUUCUGUCACGUUUGGAUCCUCAGUCUGCCGCUCAACACUUUGAAGCCAUCCAGCGCUGGAGAGCAAAGAGAGACACAGAAGGUCCAUGGAGAGGGGCGUUCCUGCUGUUCUCCAAGAAGAAGUUGGCUCAAAUGAAAAAGAGUGAGCAAGGUGCCGGCAGCAGAUAUGCUGCUUCACUGCAGGUCAAGCAGCAGUGGCGCUCUCUAGAAGAAUCCAGCAAAUCCAAGUACAGCCGGAAGACCACCCGCUGCCCCGAGCCCUCUCUGAGCGUGUUGAGGCCAGACGUCUGCUUUGGAUCAGUGUCGGAGAACUUUCACGAAAUGACGGAGAAAUAUCUGCAGAACAGAGCAGGGGCAAGUCAAGACAACCUGGAUGCCCACAGCCUUCGUCAGCUGCUGCACUAUAAGUGGCAGCGCUCGCUGUGUGAUCCAGGAGAGGCUGUGGGUCUGCUGGCUGCUCAGUCCAUCGGUGAGCCCUCCACUCAGAUGACCCUCAACACCUUCCACUUCGCUGGCAGAGGAGAGAUGAACGUCACUUUGGGAAUACCUCGACUGAGAGAGAUCCUGAUGGUGGCCAGCUCCAACAUUAAAACUCCCAUGAUGAGCGUUCCAGUGCUGAACAAUAAAAAAGCUCUGAAGAGAGCCAAGACGCUUCGAAAGCAGCUCACCAGAGUCUGUCUGUCUGAGGUGCUGCAGAAGGUGGAUGUGGUGGAGACUUUGCAGAUUGAGAAUUACUCAAAGUUGCGGAAGUUUAGAGUCACCUUCAAGUUUUUGCCUCCUGACCGUUACAGUGAUGAUAAACUGCUGACACCUCAGCAAAUCCUCCAAUACAUGGAAACCAGGUUUUUCCGUCUCCUCCUUGAAGCCAUUAAGAAGCGCAGUGCCAAGCUGGCCUCCAUGGCCGUUGAAACGAGAAGGGCCACCUUCCGAGAUCAGGACGACAAUGGUGACACAACAGCUGGCGGAGCAGGGUUGGACGACGGAGAAGGAGAAGAGGUGAGAGAGAUCGUGGAUGAUCAGGGGGACGAAGGAGACGCAGACGCUUCAGAUGCCAAGCGCAAAGACAAACAGGAAGAGGAGGUGGACUAUGAGAGUGAGGAGGAGGAUGAUGGAGGUGAUGAAGGGGAAGAUAAUGAAGACCAGGGGGAUGUUGAGCAUGAGGAUGAAGAGGGCUCUCUGGAGGAGUUCCAGCCACUGUUGACCGGACAGACACUUCUGAGGAAGAAGAAACAACCAAAGAGAACAGGAGGAAAGCGAGGAAAGGAGGACGCAUAUCAGAUAAGAGUGAACUGUGUUCUGCAGUCCAACUCGGCCAUAGAGAGAUACUCCUACGACGUCCUGCAGGAACUCUGGUGUGAGGUUGAUCUGGUCCUGCCAGUGAGCAAGGUUCACUUUGACCUAACCUCGGUCCUGUCAACACUGGCCCAGAACGCAGUCAUUAUGGAGACCAGAGGCCUGACGCGCUGCCUCCUGAGUGAAGUCACCACAAAGACCGGGGAGAAAGAGACGGUUCUCAACACGGAGGGCAUCAACAUGCAAGAGCUGUUCACACACAGUGAUAUCUUGGACAUCAACAGAUUGUACUCGAAUGAGGUCCAUGCCAUGGCUAAGACCUACGGGAUAGAGGUGGCUCUGAAAGUCAUAGAGAAGGAGAUCAAAGAUGUCUUUGCUGUCUAUGGUAUCGAGGUGGACCCAAGGCAUCUGUCCCUGGUAGCAGACUACAUGUGUUUUGAAGGUGUUUAUAAGCCCUUAAACCGACAUGCCAUCCAGUCCAACUCUUCCCCUCUGCAGCAGAUGACCUUUGAGACCAGCUACAAAUUCCUUAAACAGGCCACUAUGCUUGGUUCACACGACCAGCUGGUGUCCCCCUCAGCCUGCAUUGUAGUAGGCAAGGUAGUCAAAGGUGGAACUGGACUUUUUGAUCUGAAGCAACCUCUGCAGUAGGAGAGGAGACACUGCCGACUGCAGUAAUCAUUGUUUGGGUUUGAACCCGAGAACAAGGAACUAUCACAUGGUCUAAUGUAAUUAUUCUGCUAUUUUCUGUCUGUAUUUUAUAAUAAAGUCAAAACUGUCUC
This is a messenger RNA of Notolabrus celidotus (New Zealand spotty), 5315 nucleotides long. RefSeq names its product RNA polymerase I subunit A (gene polr1a). Gene Ontology annotation, cellular component: RNA polymerase I complex. Gene Ontology annotation, biological process: DNA-templated transcription. Bases 115 to 5184 code for a protein of 1689 amino acids. Lineage: Eukaryota; Metazoa; Chordata; Actinopteri; Labriformes; Labridae. The transcript is spliced from 37 exons. The record is from RefSeq and is a predicted model, not a curated record. Gene Ontology annotation, molecular function: DNA-directed RNA polymerase activity; DNA binding.